This is a messenger RNA of Humulus lupulus (European hop), 1848 nucleotides long. Its product is annotated as calcium/calmodulin-regulated receptor-like kinase 1. Bases 308 to 1597 code for a protein of 429 amino acids. Lineage: Eukaryota; Viridiplantae; Streptophyta; Magnoliopsida; Rosales; Cannabaceae. The transcript has 8 exons. Gene Ontology annotation, molecular function: protein kinase activity; ATP binding. Gene Ontology annotation, biological process: protein phosphorylation. The record is from RefSeq and is a predicted model, not a curated record.
GAAUUUAAAAACACUCUGUUGCCAUUUCAUUAUUGUCAAUACUUUCCUGAGUUAGAAUCAUUUCAUUUCUCUUUCUCUCUCUGUUUUUUAAGCAUUGUUUUAUUUUAGAUCGUUUCUCUCUUCGUUUUUUCAAAUUACUUUUUGUAAUUCUCUCUUCCCAUCUCAUCCCUGGAAUCUUAGUACCAUUUCUCUAGUUCGCAACAGCUCUUCAUCUUCGCUCCUCUCAAACACUUUCAUUUCUUGUUUUUCAAGUUGUGUUGAUGGGUUGGAGAAUUGAAUAGGGAAUGGUAAAAGAGUUAAGAAGGAGAUGAAAGACGAGUCGGCUGGGCUGAUCAUUGGGAUUUCUAUUGGUGUGGUGAUUGGAGUAGUUUUGGCCAUUUCUGGGUUAUUUUGCUUUAGGUAUCAUAGGAAGCGUUCCCAGAUUGGGAACAGCAGUUCUAGAAGAGCAGCAACUAUUCCUAUACGGGCCAAUGGUGUUGAUUCUUGUUCUAUUCUGUCUGAUUCCACGAUUGGACCGGAAUCACCUGUGAAAUCCGGGCGGAAUGGCUCCUCAUUCUGGCUUGAUGGGUUUAGGAAGAGCAAUGUGAUUUCAGCAUCAGGAAUACCGGAGUAUUCUUACAAGGAUCUGCAAAAAGCAACCUAUAAUUUUACAACAUUAAUAGGACAAGGUGCAUUUGGUCCUGUAUACAAAGCUCAGAUGUUAACAGGAGAGAUUGUUGCUGUUAAAGUUCUAGCAACUGACUCUAAGCAAGGGGAGAAAGAGUUCCAGACUGAGGUUAUGUUAUUAGGGAGAUUGCAUCACAGAAACCUUGUGAAUUUGGUUGGAUACUGUGCAGAAAAAGGGCAGCAUAUGCUUAUAUAUGUCUACAUGAGCAAAGGCAGCUUGGCAUCUCAUUUAUACAAUGAAGACCGAGAGCCAUUGAGCUGGGAAAUGAGGGUUCAUAUAGCUUUAGAUGUAGCGAGGGGUAUGGAGUAUCUUCAUGAUGGGGCUGUUCCUUCUGUAAUACACCGGGAUAUCAAAUCUAAUAAUAUUCUGCUAGAUCGAUCCAUGAGAGCCAGGGUUGCUGAUUUUGGGCUUUCAAGAGAAGAGAUGGUGGACAGUCAUGCAGCAAAUGUAAGGGGUACUUUUGGCUAUCUCGAUCCAGAGUAUAUAUCUACAAGGACUUUCACCAAGAAAAGUGAUGUAUACAGCUUUGGAGUUCUGCUUUUCGAACUUAUAGCUGGCAGAAAUCCUCAACAGGGACUUAUGGAAUAUGUUGAGCUUGCUGCAAUGAACACAGAGGGGAAAGUAGGAUGGGAGGAGAUUGUGGAUUCUCGUUUGGACGGGAAGUUCGAUGCACAAGAGCUUAAUGAAGUGGCAGCACUUGGAUACAAAUGUAUCAAUCGUGCUCCGAAAAAAAGGCCUGCCAUGAGGGACAUUGUGCAAGUCCUGUCAAGGAUACUCAAGUCGAGACACGAUAAGAAGCACCACCACAAGUCCUUAUCAGCCAUGACAGAUGAAGUUACCAUCGAUGUGGACCAACCAGAAACCAACUCUCAAGUCCCCGAUCACAGAAGAGAGGAGUCUGUGGAGAGUACAAUUGAUUAUGAAGUUUAGAAAUGAGGGGAUUUUCUCUCUUUAUUUUUUGGGAGGUUUUUUCAUUUGUUCAUUUGGUUUUUGUUUUGAUACAUGUGCAGUCCAGAAAGAAUUAGAGGGAGUUUGAGAUUCAGGUCGAGUGACAUAGGAUUCAGAUAACAAGCUUUUCUUGUUAAGUUUCUGUUUGCUAGUGAUAGAUAACAGAGUUUGUAAAUUGGAUACUUCAUACUCGGGAAUGGAAAUGAAGGAAAAAUUGCCCUUUUUUUCUCUUA